Trichomonas vaginalis G3 is the source of this 1164-nucleotide messenger RNA. RefSeq names its product amphoterin-induced protein family. The transcript has a single exon. The coding region runs from base 1 to 1164 and encodes 387 amino acids. Lineage: Eukaryota; Parabasalia; Trichomonadida; Trichomonadidae. The record is from RefSeq and is a predicted model, not a curated record.
AUGCAUGUAUCAGUUUCAUAUAUAAAUGAACCAGAUCUUAUUAUUACUACAGAUUCUAUGAUUAUGAAUUCAAAACAAACAGAAAUUUAUGAAUAUUGGGGAUAUAAUUACACGAAUGGAAUAACUAUUCAUAAAUCAGUCACAAAAAUCAAAGAGCGAGCUUUUGAAAAUUCAGACAUAACUAAAAUAUAUUUUGAAUCCAAUUCAGCACUUUUAGAAAUCGGAGAUUAUGCAUUUAAAAAUUGCUCAAGACUAUUUUCAUUUAAUUUAUCUUAUGGUAAUUUAAAUACAUUAGGAUUUGGAACAUUUUCAAAUUGCAUGAAUUUGACUUCAGUGAACUUUGCUUCGAACAAUUUUAUGAUCAUGGGCAAUGCUUUUGAGAAUUGUACAAAUUUAUUAAAUGUAAGUAAUAUGUUAAAUAUUCCUAAUAAAUGCUUUUCUGGGUGCACUCAAAUAAAAAAUAUAAAUAUUGAUGAAGGAUCAAUACAUAUUGGUGAAAAAUCAUUUGAGAAUUGUUAUUGUUUAGAGAGUAUAAAUAUUCCUUCAUCAGUUGAAACAAUAUCAGAAAAUUCUUUCUUAAACUGCAGAAAUCUUAAAUCAAUCAUAUUUUCAAGCACAAAUUCACUUUCUGAAAUAUCAUAUAAUUCAUUUAGAGGAUGUAAUUCACUUCAAAACAUAAGUAAUUUCGAAUCAGAUAACUACAAAUGUAUUGAUAAUACUCUUUACUAUAAGAAUGAAUCAAAAUAUUAUCUUAUUUACCAUGUAAUUAAUUCUUCAGAGAACUCACUUAUUCUUAACUGCAAUGUUAUCUGCAGUUACUCGUUCACUGAAUGCAACAACAUAUAUAACAUCAGUAUUCUUCCAGAUACCGUUUUAAUAAUUGAAAAAUAUUCAUUCAACAAGUGUUUGAAUUUGAAAUAUAUAAAUUUUCCUUAUUCAGUUGAAACAGUUGAAUUUCACUCAUUUAAUGAAUGUCCUUCUAUUUGCUGUCCCCUUAUUAUUGAGAAUACGAAACUUGACUAUAUCAGAAUGAUCAUAAAUUCAGGAAUUCCUCGAAAUCUUAUUCUUUCAUGUGGAGUAAUUCAAGGAUCAUAUAAUAUUAAAAUGAUUAAACUUAUGAACAACAAAACUCCGAGCCUUUUCUGGAAGCAUCUUUCUAAAUAA